AUGAUUUUGGUGGCCAUGGUAGUGGUUCUUCUUCUGAACAUGCAGUCAUAUGAGGCCUGCAGAGUGUUGCAUGGGGAAGAAAAUUUGAUGGUGACGAGGAUGAAGAAAGAUGUUUUGCAAAUUAGGGGUGUUAAUCCUCCCUCCUUCUUCCCUUUGAUCAAGCAGAUACUUAGAGGUCCUGUCCCGCCCAGCGGUCCGAAUCCGACGAAACCUUGA
This is a messenger RNA of Prunus armeniaca (apricot), 216 nucleotides long. Lineage: Eukaryota; Viridiplantae; Streptophyta; Magnoliopsida; Rosales; Rosaceae. The record is from the annotation of a GenBank genome assembly.